Messenger RNA from Penicillium argentinense, 2847 nucleotides. Its product is annotated as putative C6 transcription factor. Lineage: Eukaryota; Fungi; Ascomycota; Eurotiomycetes; Eurotiales; Aspergillaceae. The record is from RefSeq and is a predicted model, not a curated record. Gene Ontology annotation, molecular function: zinc ion binding; DNA-binding transcription factor activity, RNA polymerase II-specific; DNA binding. The transcript has a single exon. Gene Ontology annotation, biological process: regulation of DNA-templated transcription; DNA-templated transcription. Gene Ontology annotation, cellular component: nucleus. The coding region runs from base 1 to 2847 and encodes 948 amino acids.
AUGAUCCCUCCCGGCUCCGACGACUCGCCAUUGAAAACCUCUGGCACUAGCUUUGUUUCAGGCCAUGAGGAUCCGACGGCCAUCUUAGACGAUUUCGAUACCCAAAGUCAUGCAAGUUCCCGCGACCUCGGUAGCACACAAACCGGCGACCCCGCGACGGGCCCGGACAUCGGUGCUGAGGGCCCGCACGACGAGGCCACCCAAGAUGCCGACAACCCGAACUCGGGCCCGUCCGCGGAGAAGGAUGACAAGCCGGCCUGGAGCGAGAUGAAGACCAAGGCCGGCAAGGAGCGCAAGCGCCUCCCGCUCGCCUGUAUCGCGUGCCGGCGGAAGAAGAUCCGAUGCUCGGGCGAGAAGCCCGCCUGCAAGCACUGCACUCGAUCGCGGAUUCCCUGCGUAUAUAAAGUGACCACGAGGAAGGCUGCCCCGCGGACCGAUUAUAUGGCAAUGCUGGACAAGCGUCUGAAACGCAUGGAGGAUCGUGUCAUCAAGACGAUCCCCAAGGACGAGUCGCGAGAUAUGGCUUCCAUCGGGAGGUCGGUGGUCAAGCCCUCCGCCUCGAGCCAGGUGUCCAAGGUGCAGAAGAAGCGAAGUGCAGAUGAGGCUUUUGCCGCGGAAAUGGAUGGAUGGUCUCGAGAAGAGCGUCGCACGCCACAUGAGACGUUCCCCAUGAAUCGCGAAAUCAAGUCCACUGAUGGAUCCGGGCUGUUGACCGAAGGCGCUGAGUUCUUGCCUUCUUUGGAAAUACAGGAACACUUGGCGGAGGUCUUUUUCGACUGUGUGUAUGGGCAGUCGUAUCUUCUGCUGCACAAGCCUAGCUUCAUGCGCCGCCUCAAAUCCGGCACCGUUCCCCCGGUCCUCAUCCUCGCCGUAUGCGCCGUGUCCGCGCGAUUUUCCACCCACCCCCAACUCAACUCUGAACCUCCUUUCCUCCGAGGCGAGAAUUGGGCCAAUCCUGCUGCUGCCAUUGCUCUCAGCCGACAUGACGAACCCAACAUUACCAUUCUUACUGUUUUCCUGCUGCUCGGUCUUCACGAAUUCGGAACAUGUCACGGUGGACGAAGUUGGUCGUUUGGAGGCCAGGCACUGAGAAUGGCAUACGCUUUGCAGCUCCAUCAAGAGCUAGAAUGUGAUCCAUUGAUUGGUCAGAAUAGUUCUAGCUCACAGCUGAGCUUUACUGACCGUGAGAUCCGGCGACGAACGAUGUGGGCUUGCUUCUUGAUGGAUCGCUACAACUCUUCCGGAAGUCAGCGUCCGCCCAUUGGAAACGAGAAGUUCUUACAUAUCCAGCUACCUAUCAAGGAAACGCAUUUCCAGAUGGAGAUUCCCGGACCCACGGAAGAUUUGGAUGGCGAUAUCCCUAACCCUGCACCCGAGGAUUCGGGGCAAUUAUCGAACGCUUCGGAAAACAUGGGCGUGUCGGCUUACAUUAUUCGCGCCAUUGUGAUCUGGGGUCGCAUUGUCGAUUAUCUGAACCUUGGUGGGAAGCGAAAAGAUUCGCAUCCUUUCUGGCAUCCGGAUUCCGGCUACAUGCAACUCAAGCGGCAGAUCGAAGAAUUCUCGUCUUCUCUCCCGAACUCUUAUGCUUUCACCUACGAGAACCUCCAAAUUCAUGCCGCUGAGAAGAUCGCCAACCAGUUCUUGUUCCUCCACAUCAUCAUCCAUCAGAACAUGCUGUUUCUGAACCAGUUCGCUAUUCCCCUGUCUCCCGGUGGUCGACCACCUAGGGAUAUGCCCAAGCCCUUUCUUAGCAAUGCCGGCCGAGCGGCUGUCGAGGCUGCCCACCAUAUUUCGGUACUUUUCGAUCGAGCUUCAGCCUAUCCGCUGACUGUGCCUUUUGCUGGUUACUGUGCAUAUACAGCCAGUACAGUUCACAUCUGGGGUAUCUUUUCCAAGAAUGUGCAGUUGGAAGCACGUUCAAAGGAAAACCUCCGACAUACAUACCGCUACCUCAACAAGAUGAAAAAUUACUGGGGCAUGUUCCACUACAUGGUCGAAAGUGCCAAGGACAGAUAUAGACAAUUCGCCGAUGCAGCCAUCAAGGGCUCAGUAGCCACUCAAAAUGGCACUUCCUUGGCUCCGAUGUUCCAAUACGGCGACUGGUUCGACAAAUACCCUCAUGGUGUGUCAAGACUUCAUUGGGAAGACCCAGACACCCGUCACAAGGAAACAGGCGAAGACGCCGUCAUGGGCCAGAAACCCGAUCUCCAAAGCGUAGAAGACUUCUUCGCCAGCCUCUCACCAACCCCCAAACCGGUCCUCCCGCGCAAACCUCGCUCGCGCAAGAACAGCAAGAUCUCCGAAGGAACUCCCAACGUGGACCAAACCUCCCCACAAUCCAUGGACGUGACAAUGGGAAGUGCCCCCGGUGUCCCAGGCAGCGCCUUCCCACAGCCAUCCCUCUACAACCAAAACCGACCCAUGCAAUUCGGCCAAUCCCCCUUCGACUUCAGUAUCCCACCUGACCAACUGCCGCAACUGGACCGACAAUUCGUCUACGGCUCCUUCUCGGACUUCGAUCCAAACUCGUUCGUCCCCAACAACCCCCCAAUCCCACCUGCCCCGGUCAACGGUGUCGAAUCCCAGGCUUCAGACCACACCCUCUUCACCGGCCAGCUAGACCCCAGCGCACCCGCCGGAACAGGCGAAUUCUACCAACCCAGCGCAUGGUUUCUCCCCUUUCAACCUCGACCCGGUUGGCGGCGGAAAUCCACCACCCAUGGGACCCGGUUCAAAUCCACCGCCUCCGCCUGGAGCCCCGACAGGCUCUGUCCCCGGUGCUGGGGGUGGUGCCUCCGGUGGUAUGGGCGAUAUGUCCGGGUUCGGCAGGCCAUUGAGUGCCUAUGA